AUGCAAACAAACAUAUAUAUGUACUUAACGUUUCCCAUUCUAAAACACUCUAUCUAUCUAUCUAUCUAUCUAUCUAUCUAUCUUAACUUGACAUCUCUCUCUCUCUACGAUUUCCCAAAUUCUAAAAACACUAUCUAUCUAUCUAUCUAUCUAUCUAUCUAUCUAUCUAUCUAUGACAGGCUUAACGUUAUCUAUCUAUCUAUCUAUCUAUCUAUCUAUCUAUCUAUGUCUGUUCAUAAAUUGUUUAUUUAUCUAUCUAGCCUCAAAUCAAAUAUAUAUGUACAAUUUAUGACAUGCUUAACAUUAUAUAUCUAUCUAUCUAUCUGUCUGUUCAUAAAUUGUCUAUCUAUCUCAGCCUCUCCCAAACAUCUAUCUAUCUAUCUAUCUAUUUCCCAUUCUAUCUAUCUAUCUAUCUAUCUAUCUAUCUAUCUAUCUAUCUAUGACAGGCUUAACGUUAUCUAUCUAUCUAUCUAUCUAUCUAUCUAUCUAUCUAUCUAUCUAUGUCUUCAUUAUAUAUCUAUCUAUCUGUCUGUUCAUAAAUUGUCUAUCUAUCUCAUGACAGGCUUAACGUUAUCUAUCUAUCUAUCUAUCUAUCUAUCUAUCUAUCUAUCUAUCUGUUCUAUCUUUAUUUAUCUAUCUAUCUAUCUAUCUAUCUAUCUAUCUAUGACAGGCUUAGCAUUAUAUAUCAUCUAUCUGUUAUUCAUAAAUCUAUCUAUCUAUCUCUAUCUAUCUAUCUAUCUAUCUAUCUAUCUAUCUAUCUAUGACAGGCUUAACGUUAUCUAUCUAUUUAUCUAUGUCUGUUCAUAA
Molecule: messenger RNA, 807 nt
Organism: Acanthosepion pharaonis
Lineage: Eukaryota; Metazoa; Mollusca; Cephalopoda; Sepiida; Sepiidae
Source: the annotation of a GenBank genome assembly